Molecule: messenger RNA, 410 nt
Organism: Ruditapes philippinarum (Manila clam)
Lineage: Eukaryota; Metazoa; Mollusca; Bivalvia; Venerida; Veneridae
Exons: 4
Coding region: 1-390 (129 amino acids)
Source: RefSeq, a predicted model, not a curated record
AUGACGAGGUGUGCGCAGGUGUACAACUCUCUGAUGAAUGGGUUCUUACGCUUGCUGACUGCAUUGAUAAGAAAAUCAAGCUUACAAAAUACAGCAUUACAGUUUACAAAGACGGUUCAAGAAAGGUUAUUGCCGAAGAUCGGGACUCUGUUGGAAAGCUAUUUAUCCUUCUUAAGAUUGAAAAGGAAACAGAAGCAACAAAAACAAAAUUCACACAACUUGCUGACUCUAUGCUACCCUCUUCAAAGUACAAGUUUCAUCUGUACAAUCGAGACGAUUCUGAUAAAAUCAUUGCAAAUAAGGUCGAUUUUGUCAGAGGAACUCAAUGUGAGAAGGAAGAAAUUGAUGGUAAUUUUGACGAGACACAUAUAUGUGUUCAAGGCAACAUGAAUAAAAAAGCUAGAUGUCUA